AUGAGUGCGCUGGAAGAGGACGGUUCGCACAAGGAGUCGAGUCAGAGUGUGGAAAUGGACCUCCCGCCCGACAAGGCUGCACUCCAUGCCAUUCCCAAGACAGACGACGACGACGCAGCCGGCGAGGAGGCAGAGACGAAGCCCCCAAACGAUCCUCAGACCGCGACCAAGCUCUCCAAAACUGGACAAAAGAAAGGAUUGCGCUUCUGGAUGAUUAUCGUGGCACUCAGCUUCACGAGUCUGUUGAUCGCCAUGGAGGGAACCAUCACAUCCACAGCCCUGCCCUCUAUCAUCGCGGAUCUAGGUGGUGGUGACUUGUACAUCUGGGCCGCCAACGGUUACUUCCUAACCAUGACCGCAUUGCAGCCCCUUUACGGCCAGCUGGCCAAUGCCUUUGGUCGUCGGUGGCCAACAAUCGGUGCAACAGCGGCGUUUGUCCUGGGCAGUGGUAUAUGUGGAGGGGCCAACCACAUGGCGACGCUCAUCGCCGGCCGUGUGAUCCAGGGAGUCGGCGCCGGUGGCAUCAGCGUCCUCGUCGAGAUGAUCAUUUGCGACUUAGUUCCUUUGCGACAACGAGGCAACUACAUUGCCAUCAUCGUCGGCCUGAUUUCGCUCGGCACGGCGCUCGGGCCCUUCUUCGGCGGUCUCAUCGUCGACCACGCCACCUGGCGAUGGGUCUUUUACCUCAAUCUCCCCGUUGGCGGUGUCGCGUUGGCACUGCUUCUGGCCUUUUUGAAGGUGACCUGGAACAAGAACACCAGGCUCGCCACCAAGCUGACGUCGAUUGACUGGCCUGGCAACGCCAUCUUCAUCGCGUCCAUCUGCGCCAUCCUCCUCGCGCUGUCCUGGGCCGGUGCGUUAUAUCCCUGGUCAUCAUACCAUGUCAUUGUGCCACUGGUCACCGGCCUCGUCGGCCUAGUAGGCUUUCUCGCAUUCGAAGGAACGCGCCUGGCUCCCCAGCCAACCAUGCCGCUGCAUCUCAUGUCGAAUCGCACUUCGGCCAUCGCCUAUAUUCUCACUUUGCUGCACAGCAUAGUCUUCAUAUGGACGCUCUAUUUUCUUCCCGUAUACUUUCAAGGCGUCCUUGGCUCCUCACCGACCUACUCCGGAGUACAACUUCUGCCCAGCAUACUGGUCAUCGUACCAUUUGCUGCAAUGGGAGGGGUGGCCAUGUCCAAAUUCGGCCGAUACCGACCCAUACACUUCGCAGGUUUCGCAUUGGUCGUGCUGAGCUUCGGCCUCUUCAGCCUCCUCGACCAACACUCGUCCACAGGGACGUGGGUUGGCUUUCAAGUGAUAUUCUCUGCUGGAGGCGGCCUCGUCAUCUCGACGUUGCUGCCCACAGUGAUGGCGCCUCUCUCAGAAAGCGACACGGCACUUGCAACAUCCACUUGGGCGUUCGUGCGUAGUUUUGGCAUGACAUGGGGUACUGCAAUCCCUGCCGCAAUAUUGAACAAUCGGUUCGACGAGCUUGCGACCACGGACAUCGCAGACCCUGUCAUCAGACGGCAACUUAUCAAUGGUCAGGCGUACAGCCAUGCCACAGCUGCCUUUCUCGACACACUAUCGGCUCCCACCCGCGAACAAUUCAUCGAGGUGUUGAAUGGAAGCCUCCGCCGCACAUGGCAGGUUAGCAUUGGCUUCGCGGCGCUGGGAUUCUUGCUGCCGUUCUUUGAGAAAGAGAUACCUCUUCGUCAGGAGCUUGAAACUGAAUUUGGCAUGGAGAAAAAGGAGAACAAAGACAGUGCCUCGAAAGAGGACACUAGCAGUGCUUGA
This is a messenger RNA of Fonsecaea pedrosoi CBS 271.37, 1776 nucleotides long. RefSeq lists its product as uncharacterized. Bases 1 to 1776 code for a protein of 591 amino acids. Gene Ontology annotation, molecular function: transmembrane transporter activity. The transcript is spliced from 2 exons. Lineage: Eukaryota; Fungi; Ascomycota; Eurotiomycetes; Chaetothyriales; Herpotrichiellaceae. The record is from RefSeq and is a predicted model, not a curated record. Gene Ontology annotation, biological process: transmembrane transport.